AUGGAGUCUUAAGAUAAUAAACAUUAGAAAAGACAUGAUUCUAGUGACAAAUAAAAAUAGUUAAAGAAAAUUCAAAAGGUUGAACAAAAAGCAUAGUCUUUGUUAAGAGAAGAAAAAUAAUAGAGUAAAAAAGAGAAAAAAAGUAAGAAGGACAAGAGUAAAAUUAACAGGGAAAAAGUGAUUAAAGCAUUUAAAUCAUUUAUUAAGAUAUUCUAAGAUGAUUUUGAAGAAUUCUUUGAUCUAUUUUCUUAAUUGGAUGAUGGAUGUGUAAUAGAGACAGGAGGAAUUGAAAAUUAAAAUGUAAAAGAGAAACUUGAUAAAUUAAUGGAUAAACUUAAACUUAAAAAUUAAGGGAAUGAAAAAGCACCAAUAUUCAAGAAAGUCAAUAAAUAAAUUAAAUUGGAACACUAUGUAAGAGGGUUAUAUGAUGAAGUAGUGAAAGGAAUUAAGUAUUAAGAGCCAGAAUCAAAUAAUUCAAAUGUUAGCAAAAGUGAAUCCCCAGAGAAAAUGAAAGAAGUGACAAAGAAUAUUAAAGAGUUGGAGCCAUAAAAAUAAUUGCCAAAAAGAUUAGAUGAAAAAUCAGAUAUGGACUUAUUUUUGGAGGAAAAUUUUGCUAAGGGUGGAGAUAGAAAAUUAACUAGUUAUUUGAAUGAAAGAAAAAAAGUAUAAACUUUACCUAUUCAAUAAUAAUAACCAAAGAAUGGUAAUAUUAAUAAUAUUAAUAAUUAGAUAGUAUAUAUUUGGGAGAAGUAACUUAAAAAUAAAGAAAUCCUGAAGAAAUAAAAGAGUUUAUGAUAUGGUAUGAUUAAGAAUUUAGAUCAAAGAGUUUAGCAGAAGAACAUAGAGAAAAAUUAGAGAAGGAAAGACUUGAAAAACAAAAAUUAGGUGGAGGUUAACAAAAUUCAAAAGGUAAAAUAUAAUUAAUAUAAUAAAAGAGAAAAAUGUUCGUAAAGAGUUUAAUAGAGAUACAGAUAUGAAUAUGAAUACAUAAACCAGUUCAGAAGUGUUAGCAAGAAUUAGAUAAUCUGGAUCAUUAAAUUCAAAGUUUUCAUCUGGACAUUUUUAAAAUUAAUUCAUAUGA
Molecule: messenger RNA, 1081 nt
Organism: Paramecium pentaurelia
Lineage: Eukaryota; Ciliophora; Oligohymenophorea; Peniculida; Parameciidae
Source: the annotation of a GenBank genome assembly